Messenger RNA from Lathyrus sativus (Indian pea), 1815 nucleotides. Lineage: Eukaryota; Viridiplantae; Streptophyta; Magnoliopsida; Fabales; Fabaceae. The record is from the annotation of a GenBank genome assembly.
AUGGAUGUGUUACAAUUAAGUUUUGAUGGCUUGGUGGAGGAAACAGAAAAGGAAAUAUUUCUUCAUAUUGCUUGUUUUUUCAACUUUAGAAGUGUGGAAUAUGUUAUGAAUAUUCUUAAUUGUUGUGGAUUUCAUGCUGAAAUUGGAUUGAGAGUUUUAGUUGAUAAAUCACUUAUAUGCAAUUCGGAAAAUACUUGUAUUAUAAGUAUGCAUGGUUUGUUAGAAAAGUUGGGCAAAAAAAUUGUUCAAGAAAAAUCAAGAAAGUGGAGCAGAGUGUGGUUUCCGGAACAGUUCUACAAUGCUAAGUUGGAGAAUAUGGAAAAGAAGGUUGAAGCCAUUUGUUUUGACAUAUCUGAAGAACCGCCAGAUAUGAUCACGGGUGAAAUAUUGUCAAAAAUGAGCAAUUUAAAACUGCUCAUACUGAAGGGAGUUGAUUUUUUACAAAACUUGAGUUGCCUUUCGAACGAGUUAAGAUACAUGCAGUGGAAUUAUUAUCCUUUAAAGUAUUUGCCAUCAAGUUUUCAGCCUAAUCAUCUUGUUGAAUUGAUCUUGAUAUCGAGCAACGUCAAACAACUAUGGAAAGACAAGAAGUAUUUUCCCCAUUUGAGAAGUUUGGAUCUGAGCCACUCAAAAAAUCUAGAAAAGAUGCCAGAUUUUAAAUAUAUCCCAAAUCUUGAGCGAUUAAGUUUUGAAGGAUGUGUAAAGUUGGUGCAGAUGGAUCCUUCUAUUGGGGUUCUAAAUAAGCUUGUUUUCUUGAAUUUGAAAGAUUGCAAAAAUCUAACCAGCAUACCAAACAACAUAUUUGGUCUCAGCUCUCUUGAAUGUGUAAAUCCUUUUGGGUGUCCCAAAAUGUUUAACAAUCAAAGGAUUUUCAAUAUAAGUGAAAAUUUGCCUUUCUUCAUCAGUUUCUCUAGCUUGGUUGAACUUGAUAUUAGUUUUUGUGGUCUAAGCCAACUCCCUGAUGCAAUUGGAUGUUUAAGUUGGCUAGAAGACUUAAAUUUAGGUGGAAACAAUUUUGUAACGUUGCCUAGUCUGAAGGAGCUUUCCAGACUUGUAUUUUUAAAUUUGGAGCAUUGCACGCUUUUGGAAUCUUUGCCUCAACUUCCUUUUCCUACUGCUAUCGAUUGCAGCCUUCGAAAGAAGAAACCUAUGAUCACGAAGGGAAUGGUGAUUUUCAAUUGUCCUAAAUUGAGUGAGAGGGAAGUUGGCAGUACUAUCAAUUUUUCAUGGAUGACACAGUUUAUUCAGACAAACCUAGUAUUCACUUCAAUCUAUGAUCAGAUUUGUUUCGUAGUUCCAGGAAGUGAAAUACCAAGUUGGUGCAAUAAUCAGAGUGAGGGUCAUUCAACAAAAAUAGAUCUAUCUACCAUUAUGCCUGGCAAUGACAAUAAUUUCAGUGGCAUCGCUUGUUGUGCAGUAUUUUCUAUUACACCUAUUGACAAGCACAUAACGGGUGGACGAAGACCUGGAAUAGAACUAUGUAUUUAUCAUAGUAAAAUUGUCCCUUACCCGUUUUGGUUUAUUCCCAUAACUCUUGAAAGAGAUCUUAUUGAGAUCAAAUUAGAUCACAUGUGUCUAAUCUAUUUCCCUCUGGAAUCAAUCUUAUAUUUUUUGAAGUCUAUGAACAUAACUCUCAGCCAUUUUGAUCAUUUUGAGUUGUAUUUUUGCAUUCGUAGUGGCAGAGGUAUGGAUGUGGAUUUUAUGAGUCGGAAGGUUAAAAAGUGCGGGUAUUGGAUAUGUAAACAAGAUCGUAAACAAGAUCAAGUGCCGCUGCCGAAACUCCUUGGCUCAGAAGUGCAAAAUUUUGACAAUUGA